AGUAUAGUGUAUCAAUCGGAUGGGCCGACUCUCCCAACGCGGAAAAAUGCAAACCCCUGAUAUCGUAGUGGGGAAACCGGCAAGCGAACCGAGAUCUACCUACGGGAAGAACACAACGUAUGCCGCGAUGAACCGACCCGAGACGUCACCGAGCAACUUCUCCGUAAUAGUAUAUGGCCGAUGAAGUGAGGGUUGCCGCAAUCGGCAUGAUCCCGUUUUCGCGGAAAUGGUUUUACUACUUGAAAUGGCAUCACUAACCCCUACUCAAGUGAGAGAGGUCCUUGGAUAUGUCUACGGAACACUUGACGAGCCAUCUUUGAAUCUGUGCUUAUUCCUGCUAGUAGACUUUAUACCAGUAUAUUAAGAAACUUCUGGUUAUCAAUCUGAAAGAUGAGAAGAGCCGUCGCGUCAAAGCCAUUACAGGCUUUUCAGGCCCGAAGUGGUCUUGGUGGUGCGGUCGCAAGGAGAGGCAAAGCUACUGUUCCAUUCCGGCUGCCAGCCCCCCGUAAUGAGCCCAAUCCUGAAUACAGAAAAGGGUCCCCAGAAAGACAGAAGUUGGAAGAGACAAUAAUCAGGCUGCGAAAACAACUUCCGUUGAAGAGUGAAAUCUUCGUGAACGGCAAAGUUCAAGCUCAGUCUCAAUCGAUAGAUCAGCCGCUUCCUAGCGAGCACGCCACUACUUUUACCAACUUCCCUCUGGCAACCAAGGAGCAAGUUUCCAACGCAAUUGAUUCUGCGUUGAAAGCCAAGAAGUCGUGGGAGCAAACCCCCUUCGUCGACAGAGCUGCCAUCUUCUUGAAGGCCGCUGAGCUUGUUGCGACCAAGUAUCGCCAUGAGCUCAUUGCGGCGACCAUGCUCGGCCAGGGCAAGAACAUCUGGCAGGGAGAAGUUGACGCCGCAGCUGAGUUGGCUGACUUUUUCCGUCUCAACUGCAAUUAUGCUGCCGAGAUCCUUGAGAGACAACCAGACCGUGGAAGCGACGGAAUGUGGAGUCGCUUAGACUACCGACCCCUAGAAGGCUUCGUCUACGCCAUUUCGCCCUUCAACUUCACUGCGAUUGGUGGUAACCUCAUCUCCGGGCCUGCGUUGAUGGGCAAUGUGGUACUAUGGAAGCCUUCAGCAUCCAAUAUUUAUGCUAGUACCAUUGUAUACAAGAUUCUCCUCGAGGCUGGUCUCCCUAAAGAUGUUAUUCAGUUUAUCCCUGGUGAUGCCGAGGAAAUCACCUCCACCAUCCUUGCGCACCGCGAAUUUGCUGGCUUAAACUUCGUCGGCUCUUCUGACGUAUUCCGCUCCAUAUACGCCAAGAUUGGCGAGGGUAUCGGUAAACGGACCUACCGGGACUUCCCCCGCGUCGUUGGCGAGACGAGCGGAAAGAACUUCACCCUGAUCCAUCCCUCGGCCGAUAUCCAAAGCGCCGUUUACCACACUAUCCGCGGCUCAUUCGAAUACCAAGGCCAGAAGUGCUCUGCUACGUCACGACUUUACCUUCCCGAGUCCCGGUCGAAGGAGUUCCUAGACACCAUACAGUCUAAGAUCAAGGAGAUCACGAUCGGAAGUCCCGACAAGGACCUCAGUGCAUUCAUGGGCCCCGUCAUCCAUCGCCGGUCUUUUGACAAGAUCAAGUCGAUUAUCGAUGCUAGCAACAAGGAUCCCUCAUUGAAGCUGUUAGCCGGCGGCGAGUAUGACGACUCAACUGGCUUCUACGUCAAGCCCACAGUAUACGUCGCAGACUCGCCAACACACAGACUAUUCGACGAGGAAAUAUUCGGUCCAGUUUUGGCGAUCUACGUAUACCCCGAUAGCCAAUGGUCCUCCACGCUAGAGCAGGUUGACAAGAGCGGCGGUGGUUUCGCUCUAACUGGAGCCGUCUUCGCUAAUGAUCGCGCGGCUCUCCGAGAGGCAGAAGACACUCUGCGAUACUCGGCAGGAAACUUGUAUUUGAACUGCAAAACUACAGCGGCCCUCAUCGGCCAACAGUCUUUCGGUGGCAGCCGGGCGAGCGGUACCAACGACAAGGCUGGCAGCUCUAACGUCUUGCUGCGCUUCACUAGCCCCAGGUUAAUCAAGGAGGAGUUCUUUGGACAAGAGGGCUUUACGUACCCUAGCAAUAGCUAAGUUGGGGAUGUUAACAAAGUGAAAUGUACAUAGUAAUUAAUGUCAGGUAUCAUUUA
Messenger RNA from Annulohypoxylon truncatum, 2171 nucleotides. RefSeq names its product pyrroline-5-carboxylate dehydrogenase. Gene Ontology annotation, molecular function: L-glutamate gamma-semialdehyde dehydrogenase (NAD+) activity. Gene Ontology annotation, cellular component: mitochondrial matrix. NCBI's taxonomy places the organism in Eukaryota, Fungi, Ascomycota, Sordariomycetes, Xylariales, Hypoxylaceae. The record is from RefSeq and is a predicted model, not a curated record. Bases 391 to 2115 code for a protein of 574 amino acids. The transcript is spliced from 3 exons.